This is a messenger RNA of Cynoglossus semilaevis (tongue sole), 10147 nucleotides long. RefSeq names its product spectrin beta chain, non-erythrocytic 1-like. The transcript is spliced from 44 exons. Gene Ontology annotation, cellular component: spectrin. The record is from RefSeq and is a predicted model, not a curated record. The coding region runs from base 725 to 7825 and encodes 2366 amino acids. Lineage: Eukaryota; Metazoa; Chordata; Actinopteri; Pleuronectiformes; Cynoglossidae. Gene Ontology annotation, molecular function: structural constituent of cytoskeleton; phospholipid binding; actin binding.
AUGCUUUCUGUCCUCCCUCCACCCUUUAUGCUAAUGAGCUGACAUCACAGCUGAGAUCGGUGUCUGUGAUUGGCUGCUGAUCCUCGUCCCUUCCCCCUGCACUUGGAUUCAGUCUGGAGGUUUUCAGUGUGUGAGCUGCUGCUGGGCAAGCACUCCCUCUGUUUCUCUCCCUCUCUCUGUCUCCUUCUCCCUCCUUAUUGCGAUCUCUCUCUAUCUUCAUCUCGUGGUUGUGUGGCAUCCCAGACGUGCACAUGCCUACAUGCACAUGUCUGCGUGCAUGUGUGGGUGGAGGAUUCAGAUGAAGGUGUGACAUCUGAGGACAAUAAGCGUCUGCUGAUUUGAGCGAGACGGAGAGAGAGAGAGACCAAGGGAACCGCUGCAGUUCAUCUCCUGUGCCUCUCGCCCCUGACCUCUCUCUUCCAAUGUGGCAUUGUCAAACUCAGCUUUGAACUCAGGUUUAAAGUCAGGUGCGAGUUUGAGUGAAGUGGACUACUGCGUGUGGGGGACUUUAUUAGCCUUCUUCUUCUGGAUACAGGAGCUUCCAGCAGGUCCAGAAACCUGAUCCAGGUUCCUGGAGCAGGAAUCCGAAACCACCUCAAGCUCUUAUGUCCCCCUCAAUGCGCUGCUUCUUCUAAAGGUGAUCCUGGUUCAGUUUGGAGCAGGAACCUGAGACCUUAGUUUCUGUCUCCUGUGAACCUGCUGUGUUUCUUUGAGGAGUUUCUUCAUGGAGCUUCAGAGUGCCACAGCUCUGUCUGGAACACUUUCUCCUGGGCCACUCUCUCCAUCCUCAGAAUAUGCAAGGCCUCUGUCUCCAGGAGCCGGACCCUCUCUCAGCCCUAGCCCACGUCGGGGCCAGAGUCCCAGUCUCAGUCCUAUUCGGGGGUCCAGUCCUGGACCAGGAUUCUCUGGUCAGGCUGCGUUUAACUACAACCAACUGGAAGGAAGGUUCAAACAGUUGCAAGAUGAGCGAGAAGCAGUGCAGAAGAAAACCUUUACCAAGUGGGUGAACUCUCACCUGUCCAGAGUCUCUUGUCGAAUCACUGACCUUUACAUGGACCUGAGAGAUGGACGCAUGCUCAUCAAACUGCUGGAAGUUCUUUCUGGAGAAAGACUGCCAAAACCCACCAAAGGUCGGAUGCGUAUCCACUGUUUGGAGAACGUCGACAAAGCUCUGCAGUUUCUGAAGGAGCAGCGUGUUCACCUGGAGAACAUGGGCUCCCACGACAUUGUGGAUGGAAACCAUCGUCUGACUUUGGGCCUCAUAUGGACCAUAAUCCUCCGCUUCCAGAUCCAGGACAUCAGUGUGGAGACAGAGGACAACAAGGAGAAGAAGUCAGCCAAAGAUGCUCUGCUGCUCUGGUGUCAGAUGAAAACGGCAGGAUAUCCAAAUGUCAACAUCCACAACUUCACCACCAGCUGGAGGGAUGGCAUGGCCUUCAAUGCUCUCAUCCAUAAACACAGACCAGACCUGAUUGAUUUUGAUAAACUGAAGAAAUCCAACGCUCACUACAAUCUCCAGAACGCCUUUAACCUGGCAGAGCAGCAUCUGGGUCUUACCAGACUGUUGGACCCUGAGGACAUCAGUGUUGAUCAUCCAGAUGAAAAGUCCAUCAUCACAUAUGUGGUCACAUAUUACCACUACUUCUCCAAGAUGAAGGCUCUGAAAGUGGAGGGCAAAAGAAUCGGAAAGGUUCUGGACCAGGCCAUUGAGACAGAGAAGAUGAUUGAGAAGUAUGAGUCUCUGGCGUCGGAGCUGCUGGAGUGGAUUGAACAGACUAUCAUCAUCCUUAACAACAGGAAGUUCGCCAACUCACUGGUUGGAGUUCAGCAGCAGCUCCAGGCGUUUAACACGUACCGCACUGUGGAGAAACCACCAAAAUUCACAGAGAAAGGCAACCUGGAGGUUCUGCUCUUCACUAUCCAGAGCAAAAUGAGGGCAAACAACCAGAAGGUGUUCACGCCCAGAGAAGGAAAACUGAUCUCAGACAUCAACAAGGCAUGGGAGCGUCUGGAGAAGGCGGAGCAUGAGCGUGAACUUGCCCUGAGGACAGAGUUGAUUCGUCAGGAGAAGCUGGAGCAGCUCGCUCGACGCUUCGACAGAAAGGCUGCCAUGAGAGAAACGUGGCUGAGUGAGAACCAGAGGCUUGUCUCCCAGGACAACUUUGGGUAUGAUCUUCAAGCCGUGGAAGCAGCAACAAAGAAACAUGAGGCAAUAGAAACAGACAUUGCAGCCUACGAAGAGAGAGUCCAGGCAGUGGUUUCAGUGGCAAAGGAGCUGGAGGCAGAACAGUACCAUGACAUCAAACGCAUCACUGCCAGGAAGGAAAAUGUUCUUCGUCUGUGGGAUUAUCUACUGGAGCUCCUGAAAGCCAGACGUCAGCGGCUGGAACAGAACCUGGGUCUUCAGAGAGUCUUCCAGGAGAUGCUGUACGUCAUGGACUGGAUGGACGAGAUGAAGAUGCUGCUGCUCUCUCAGGACUAUGGGAAACAUCUGUUGGGUGUCGAGGACCUGCUGCAGAAACACGCUCUGGUUGAAGCCGAUAUUGGGAUACGGGCCGAUCGAGUCAAGAGCGUCAACAGUAAUGCCGAGAAGUUUGCAGACUUUGGAGAGGGUUACAAACCCUGCGAUCCUCAGAUCAUCCGAGACCGCGUGGCUCACCUGGAGUUCUGUUACCAGGAACUAUGUCAGCUGGCAGCGGAACGCCGCGCUCGUCUCGAGGAGUCGCGGCGCCUUUGGAAGUUCUUCUGGGAAAUGGCGGAAGAGGAGGGCUGGAUCAGGGAGAAAGAGCAGAUCCUUUCCUCUGAAGAUUACGGGAAGGAUCUGACCGGCGCUCUGAGACUGCUGAGUCAGCACAAGGCCUUUGAGGAUGAGAUGACCGGUCGCGCAGCCCACUUACAGCAGACCAUCAAACAGGGAGCGGACCUUGUGGCUGACAACCAUUUUGGAGCUGAAAAGAUCAAAGAGCGAAUCCAGGACAUUCAGGAACAGUGGGCAGCCCUGGAGCGUCUCUCUGCCGUCCGUAAAGCUCGUCUGCAGGAAGCCUGUAACCAGCAUCAGUUCCAGGCCGAUGCCAACGACAUCGACACAUGGAUGCUGGAUGUUCUCCGAAUUGUCUCCAGCGUGGACGUGGGUCACGAUGAAUUCUCAGCUCAGACACUGGUGAAGAAACACAAAGAUGUGGCCGAGGAGAUCGACAGCUACAGACCUGUCAUCGACGCUGUUCACGAACAGUCCCGUCUGCUGCCACCUGAGAAGGCGAACUCUGAGGACAUCCAGAACCGACUGGCCGGCAUUGAGGAGCGGUACAAGGAGGUGGUGGAACUCACGCGGCUCAGGAAGCAAGCGCUGCAGGAUGCUCUCGCACUCUACAAGAUGCUGAGUGAAGCCAACGCCUGUGAGGUUUGGAUUGAUGAGAAGGAGCAGUGGCUCAACAGCAUGGAGAUUCCAGAGAAGCUGGAGGACCUGGAGGUGGUGCAGCACAGGUUUGAGAGUCUGGAACCAGAGAUGAACAGUCAGGCCUCACGGGUUGCUGUGGUGAACCAGGUUGCCAGGCAACUGAUCCACAGUGGACAUCCCAGUGAGAAAGAGAUCAAAGCACAGCAGGACAAACUCAACACCAGAUGGAGUCAGUUCAGAGACCUAGUGGACCAAAAGAAGGACAAUCUAAACUCAGCUCUGGGAAUCCAGAACUAUCACCUGGAGUGUAACGAGACCAAAUCCUGGAUUAAAGAAAAGACCAAGGUAAUUGAGUCAACCCAAGAGCUUGGUAAUGACCUGGCUGGCGUCAUGGCUCUGCAGAGGAAACUGACUGGGAUGGAGCGCGAUCUUGCAGCUAUUGAGGACAAGCUGGACGAUCUGGGGAAGGAGGCUAACCGUUUAGCUUCUGAACACCCGGAUCAGUCUGAUGCCAUCAAAGGGCGUGUGACUGAAAUCAGUGGUGUCUGGGGUGAGAUGAAGGACACAAUGAAGAAUAGAGAGGAGUCACUGGGUGAGGCCAGCAAACUGCAGCAGUUCCUACGAGACCUGGAUGACUUCCAGUCAUGGCUGUCACGUACACAGACCGUCAUUGCCUCUGAGGACAUGCCCAACACAAUGGCGGAGGCUGAGAAACUUCUGGCGCAGCACGAGGGCAUCAAGAAUGAGAUUCGUAACUACGAAGAGGACUACCAGAAGAUGAGGGACAUGGGCGAGAUGGUAACCCAGGGCCAGACGGAUGCCCAGUACAUGUUCCUGCGUCAGCGGCUGCAAGCGCUGGACACCGGCUGGAAUGAGCUGCACAAGAUGUGGGAGAAUCGCCAGAACCUUCUGUCUCAGUCACACGCCUACCAGCUGUUCCUGAGGGACACAAAGCAAGCUGAGGCUUUUCUCAACAACCAGGAGUACGUCUUGGCCCACACUGAGAUGCCCACCACUCUGGAGGGAGCUGAGGCUGCCAUCAAGAAGCAGGAGGACUUCAUGACAACCAUGGACGCCAACGAAGAGAAGAUCAGUGGCGUUAUGGAUGCCGGACGUCGACUGGUGGCUGACGGUAACAUUAAUGCAGACCGCAUCCAGGAGAAGGUGGAUUCCAUCGACCAAAGACACAAGAAGAACAGAGCAGCUGCCUGUGAGCUCCUGAUGAGGCUGAAGGACAACAGAGACCUGCAGAAGUUCCUUCAGGAUUGUCAGGAGCUGUCAUUGUGGAUCAACGAGAAGAUGCUGACAGCCCAGGACAUGUCCUACGACGAGGCCAGAAACCUUCACAGCAAGUGGCUGAAGCACCAGGCCUUCAUGGCUGAGCUGCAGUCCAACAAGGAGUGGAUGGACAAGAUCAACAAAGACGGGCAGACGCUUAUGGCAGAGAAACCUGACACAGAAUCCAUGGUCAAAGAGAAGCUGGCAUCCCUGAAGACCAUGUGGGACGACUUGGAGUCCACCACGCAAACCAAGGCCAAAUGUCUGUUUGACGCUAACAAGGCGGAGCUCUUCACGCAAAGCUGCGCCGACCUGGACAAGUGGCUGGGCAACCUAGAGCCGCAGCUCCACUCCGAUGACUAUGGCAAAGACCUGACCUCCGUCAACAUUCUGCUGAAGAAGCAGCAGAUGCUGGAGAACCAGGUAGAGGUUCGUCAGAAGGAAGUAGGGGAGCUCCAGCGUCAGUCGCAGGCACUCAGUCAGGAGGGAAAAGGCUCCGAGGAAGUGGACGGACAGAGGAUCAUUGUGGAGACCAAGUUCAACUCCCUGCAGGCACCGCUGCAGAAGAGAAGAGAGAACCUGAUGGCCUCCAGGGAAAUCCACCAGUUCAACAGGGACGUGGAGGACGAGAUUCUGUGGGUGGAGGAGAGGAUGCCUCUGGCCAUGUCCACCGACCAUGGACACAACCUUCAGACUGUUCAGCUGCUCAUUAAGAAGAACCAGACCCUGCAGAAGGAGAUCCAAGGUCACCAGCCCCGUUACGACGACAUCUUUGAACGCAGUCAUCACGUCCUGAAGAAGGACGGCCCCAUGGCUGAGCAGAUCGGUCAGCGUCUCUCUGACUUCAGGUCUUUGUGGGAUCAAAUCAAGAAGGAGACAGAGAAACGCCACGAGCGCUUGAACCAGGCCCACCAGGCCCAGCAGUACUUCUUUGAUGCUGCAGAGGUGGAGGCCUGGAUGAGUGAACAGGAGCUGUACAUGAUGUCGGAGGAGAAGGCCAAGGACGAGCAGAGUUCAGUUUCCAUGUUGAAGAAACAUCAGAUCCUAGAACAGGCUGUAGAAGACUACGCUGACACCGUCCACCAACUGUCCAUCACCAGCAGAGGACUGGUGUCUGACGGACAUCCAGAAAGCGAGCGAAUCAGCAUGCGUCAAUCUCAAGUGGACAAACUCUAUGCCGGUCUGAAGGACCUGUCCGAGGAACGCCGUGGGAAACUGGACGAGCGCUUCCGCCUUUUCCAGCUCAACAGAGAAGUGGACGAUCUGGAGCAGUGGAUUGCAGAGAGGGAGGUGGUUGCUGGGUCACACGAACUUGGCCAGGACUACGAGCAUGUGACCAUGCUGCAGGAACGCUUCCGAGAAUUCGCCCGUGACACCGGAAACAUCGGUCAGGAGCGCGUGGACGCCGUUAACCGAUUGGCAGACGAGCUGAUCAACGGCGGCCACACUGAUGCCGCGACCAUCGCCGAGUGGAAGGACGGUCUGAACGAAGCCUGGGCCGACCUGCUGGAACUGAUUGACACACGCACCCAGAUCCUCGCAGCUUCCUACGAGCUCCACAAGUUCUACCACGAUGCCAAAGAGAUUCUGAACCGCAUCCUGGACAAACACAAGAAGCUUCCAGAUGAACUGGGCCGUGACCAGAACACAGUGGAGACGCUGCAGAGGAUGCACUCAGCCUUUGAAAACGACAUCCAGGCUCUGGGAACCCAGGUUCGACAACUGCAGGAAGAUGCUGUGCGUCUGCAGUCAGCGUACGCCGGGGACAAAGCUGAUGACAUUCAGAAGAGAGAAGGAGAGGUCUUGGACGCCUGGAAGAAGCUCCUUGAGGCUGUGGAAGGUCGACGCGUGAAGCUGCUUGACACUGGAGACAAGUUCCGCUUCUUCAGUCUGGUCCGAGACCUGAUGCUGUGGAUGGAAGAUGUGAUCCGUCUUAUCGAGGCUCAGGAGAAACCCAGAGAUGUGUCAUCUGUGGAACUUCUCAUGAACAACCACCAGGGGAUUAAAGCAGAGAUUGACGCUCGGAACGACAGCUUCAGCACCUGCAUUGAGCUCGGGAAAACACUGCUGUCUAGGAAGCACUACGCUGCUGACGAGAUUAAAGAAAAGUUGCUACAGUUGACGGACAAGAGGAAAGAGAUGAUUGACAAGUGGGAGGACAGAUGGGAGUGGCUUAGACUGGUCCUGGAGGUGCAUCAGUUCUCAAGGGAUGCAGGUGUGGCCGAGUCAUGGUUGCUGGGUCAGGAACCGUACCUGUCCAGCAGAGAGAUCGGUCAGAAUGUAGAUGAGGUGGAGAAGCUCAUCAAACGCCAUGAAGCUUUUGAAAAAUCUGCUGCCACCUGGGAGGAACGCUUCUCUGCACUGGAGCGGCUGACCACGAUGGAAUUACUGGAAGUGAGAAAAAGGCAAGAGGAAGAAGAGAAGAACAGACAGGCCCUGUCCGCUGAGGCUCUGCCUGCUGACGCUGCUGCACAGCAGAGGGAUGGUGGUCCAGAGACGGGUCUUCAGACUGAACAGGAGUCAACUCGGGCGGAAGGAGAUAAAGCUGUGAAUGGGACGUCGCAGCCAAGCCCCUCUGGGUCUCCCUCUGCAUCCCGAAAGGGUAAAGUGAGUCAGGCGGCAACGCUUCCUGUCAAAAGUGCAGAAGCUCCAGCGUCUCAACUCGAGGGCAUCCUGCAGCGCAAGCAUGAGUGGGAAGGUCAUAACAAGAAGGCUUCAAGCAGGUCCUGGAACAGUGUGUACUGUGUGAUCAAUCAGCAUGAACUGGGAUUCUACAAAGACCAGAAAAGUGCAGCACAGGGAAUUCCUUUCCAUGGAGAGAUUCCAGUCAGCCUUAAAAAUGCCACCUGCCAGGUGGCGCUGGAGUACAAGAAGAAGAAACACGUCUUCAAACUCAAGAUCAGUGAUGGCAACGAGUAUCUGUUCCAGGCCAAAGACGACGAGGACAUGAACUCCUGGAUUUCUGUCAUCUCUGCUGCCGUAGCAACUGAAAAGUCCGAGGCCGCACCGUUCAGUCAGAGCAUGGCUGCGUCUGCACGUGCUCAGACGCUGCCGACCUCCGUCUCUGUCACCUCUGCGACGUCAGAGUCCAGUCCAGGAAAGAAAGAAAAAGAAAAAGAGAAAAGAUUCAGUUUGUUCAAGAAGAAGUAAAAAAAAACACUCACUUGUAUCUCCUCCUGUCUUUUCUCCUCUCCUUCCCUGUUAUUCACUCCUCCUUUUGUUUUUACUGCUUCUCUUCUCCUCCCUUCCUUUUGUAUCUUUCUUCUUCCUUGCCUCUCUUCAUAUUCCUUCCAUCAUUCCCGUCUUUCUUCUUGAGUUUCCCUUUGUCUCUCCAUCCAUAGUUCUUCUUCCCUCAUCCCUCCUUUCUUCCUUUCAUUCCUUCUUUAUUUUUGUCCUUCUCUCCUCCUGCUCCUGUCUGAGCUCCUUUUCCAAAAUUGAUUUAAAAAAUGACUUUUCCUUCCAACCCUACCUGAGCCUCCUCCUCUUUACCUUCAUCUUCAUCUUCUCUGCCCCCUCUUUUCUCCUCUUCUCCUCUCUCUCCACUUGGUGCCUGCAGCGUCGUCAUAGAUUAAGCUUCCCCACCUCUCAAUUUUUUCUCAAUUAAAGAAGAACAGAAGGAAGCAUAAACUCAAAACAGUGCUUUUGAAGGAAAAGAAAUAAUAAAUAAAUAAAUAAUCAAAGCUUCAGGCAGCUGCUGACAUACAAACAACAAGAUGGUGUAGACCACUUUACUUAACAUCACACUAUUGUUAUUAAUAUAUUGUUAUUAUUAAUGUUAUUAUUAAUCUCUCCAUGUCUUUUAUGUUCCAUUCACUUCAGUUUUCAUAACCUGACUUUAUGUUUUCUGACUUUUUUCUCAACGCUGCUUCCUGCUGGUUGUCUUUUCAUUCCUUUUUGUAGUUCAGUUGGUGUUUGGCUCCGCCUUCAGUUUUUUGCGAGGCCUUGUCUUUGCAAGAUGACGUGUAUCCCUCUGUGCUGGGGAAAAAUUUGUGACCGGGACGGAGCCUCGAUCCCAAAUACUCCACAGCUAUGAAAGCUACACCGGGUGCUCUGAACAGGAAAUUAAAAAAAAAAAACAAAUGAGUGAAAGCUGUCAUCUUAAAACCAAAUAACCUGUUGAAUUAAGACUGGCUUAAUCUUGGGUUAAACUCUCUGGAUAAUCUGGGAUUAACUGGGAGCGCGGCUUCGCCCUUGUCCUCAAGUAUGUGUAUAACUUGUGUAUAACAAACUGUUUAAAUGAACAUGUGUUUAAUUUCAGCUGUUGUUGCCAUAAAUGUAAGCUAACAACCUAAUAAGCUUCUUUAAAGUCAAUAUUUGUUAAACGAAAAAAAAAGUAACUUCAGUUCCCAUCUGAAAGUGAGCGUGGCCUUGUGGUCAUGUUUUCUUUCCUACUCGUUUAUGAUACGUCUUUCAUUUUCAGUUUUGUUGUUCUGUUUUAUGAGAAACAGGUUUAUUUAGUUCCAGGACAUAUAAGUGAAAUGCUGUUCUUUAAUUACAAAAAAAGAUAAAUGUUGCAAAUACCUUGUCAGCUUGAGCUCCUCCCACUCCCUGUUUUACCUAAGUUUUUCCGAUUUUUCACAUCAGCGGCCUAACAAUGAAAUGUGACAAAAGUCACUACAUUUGUUCAAAGGUUCUUCAAUGACAUCAUUUAAAGAAUAACUUCAAAAACAUUGACAGUAUUAAACCAGUGGGAUGUAAGUUAAUAUUAACAACAAACAAAGACUGUGUUUAAUAUGUCAACUUCAUCAGUUCAGAUACAAGACAAUCGAUAAAAGAACAGGUCAAACGCACGUAUUCUUGGGUCACUGUAAUGUGAGCGCCCUCCUGCGGCGGAAGGCGCUCAGACACAAAAGACUGUCUAUAAAUGUAAUCUAUUCCCUGAGUGAACAGGAAAGCAGGCCUACACCUGGGUCCACAGAGAGAAUCAGUGAUGUUGGUCUCAGUGACACAGGAGCCCGUGGUCUACCUCUGCCUUCUGUGGUUACUUUUUUAACCAACGCUACAUCUAAACAAAAGAUUUAAAACUCUGUUGUUUAGAAAAAAAAGGGCAUAUUCAAUAUCAGCAGUGGAUCAACGACGCCUGUGUGCUGGGAUAUUAAUAUUAACUGAUUAUAGUGUACUGUAAGUGGAGAGACUGGCUUACAAAGCUUGUGAGUCUCAGCCUGGUUCGAACAGCAGAUGGCGCUCACGGUACUGACCUGAGCUUCAAAUGGUGCCGUUACUGGACCUUUGUGACUAUUUUAGUCACCAGAUGGUGGCGUUAAUAAGUCAUUGAGUCAGUGGCUGGAGCUCCAAGCUUCAUGUUGAUGAUGUAAUCGUCACGCCAGGUCAAAAUGUCACUGUAACCAUGGUAACAAUAAAUUCAGGAGAUGCCACAGUGGGGCGGGGUUUGUGGGUGGAGUCAGAUCUGCAUCAUCGUUAUCUGUUAGACAAAAAUUAAAAAUAUAACAAUAAAACGCUUUUAAAGGAAAA